Molecule: messenger RNA, 768 nt
Organism: Cylindrotheca closterium
Lineage: Eukaryota; Bacillariophyta; Bacillariophyceae; Bacillariales; Bacillariaceae
Source: the annotation of a GenBank genome assembly
AUGCUCUCCAUUCUCAUUUCCAUUGCAAUACUGCUUUUGUUGUCCCCAACAACCCAAAGUUUGACGGCCUCGUCGUCCACCAAAGAUUCAGCACUCUUUGCUCUCAAUUUGCAAUGCAAAGUUCGACCUGAAAUCCGAGACGAAUGGCUGAAACAAAUCAAAGAGGACCAGUUGUGUUCCCGUCGCGACGAGCCAGAAUGUCUACAGUUUGUUCUUGGGCAAGACGUGGAUGACGAGAAUGCCUUUUAUUUGUUUGAAUUGUACAGAAACAAAGAGGCGUUUCAACAUCAUGGUCAGACGCCACACUUUCAAUUCUAUAAUGACUUUGUCGAAACCAGCCAACCGUAUGUGGGUGAACCCAAACUAUUCUUUUAUCACCCUACGGAGGAAACUGACUCUACAACCAAACGACCCAUUCACAAGGAUAGUUUCGGCUUGAAUGUCAAUUUGUAUCCAAAAGCAAGCGUCCUGAACGAUUUUCUCAAGGUCAUUUCCGAGAAUAAAAAAGGUACCGAUACCACCGAACCACUUGCCUUGCAGUACACCUAUGGAAAAGCGACAAAUGCUCCUGGUGAACCAGAAUUAGAUAGUGACAACAAGAACAUGGCCUUUCAUUUUCACGAACAAUACUCGGGCGACAACCAUGGCAAGGAGGGAUUUGAUGCGCAUGCGAGUGCUCCGCACUUUGCAGCCUGGGAAGACUUUGUGACGACCGAUCCAUUUGAUAAGGCUCCCGAAGUCUCCUUCUUCCAUAUUCUAGAACAAUGA